Molecule: messenger RNA, 510 nt
Organism: Miscanthus lutarioriparius
Lineage: Eukaryota; Viridiplantae; Streptophyta; Magnoliopsida; Poales; Poaceae
Source: the annotation of a GenBank genome assembly
AUGCACCAAUGGAAAGCGGAGAUGGCGAGGCAAUGUGAUGCCUUGAUAGCGUUGCCAGGUGGAUAUGGAACACUGGAAGAGCUAUUUCAAGUGAUCACAUGGGCACAGUUAGGCAUCCAUCAUAAGCCGAUUGGCUUGUUGAACGUUGAUGGCUAUUACAACACCCUGCUGGCAUUCAUCGACCAGACCAUGGAGGAAGGCUUCGUCAGCCACAGCGCCCGCCAAAUUGUUGUCCAUGCUCCCAACGCACAAGAGCUCAUUGAGAAACUUGAGAACUACGUCCCGUACAAUGACAUAGUUCUCGCCGAGCUCAACUGGAAGACGGAGAUUGUCAGUGAUCCAGGUGACGUCUCUAGAAUAAUCGGCAUUGGCACAGAUGAGAUUUCGCCGCCUCUGGAGGGACCGUCGCCGCCUUUACCUUCGAUAAAAGAGAACAAUGACCUUCCAACUACAGAUGAAACCCACGCUAAUCCAGUGGUGGGAGGAGACGUCAUACUAUCUCCCAAGUAG